GAACAUUACGCCAUCCUUCCCUCUUGGAAAAAGUGGGAUUUAAACAAGUCUCUUACAAGAUAUCAAGCAGAACUUCAAGGAGAGCCAAUUGCGCUUUUCUGCAUGUUAGAUGUAGAGCACUCUUGGAUCUCCGACAUCAAGCGAACCGGAUCACUAUGGUUCUGAAGAACGAGUCUCAUAGGAAUGCUUUGGACAGAAUAAUUGAUCAGACGUUUCCAAAUCUUAAUCUCUACCUCUCUAAAUCCGUUCAUGGUAGAGCUUUUGGUCAUUUCUUCAUCACCAAAGCUCACGGGAAGAUCAGAGGAUGAAAGUUCUGACUAGUUUCCCUCUUUUACUUGGCUGUUGGACUCUUUUACACCUGGACUUGAUCUCGCAGGCGCUCUCGCUCACCGGAGUGGCGGCGACGCAACGCACCGGUCACCGACGCACCGGGGCGGACAAACCCAAUCCAAGCGUUUUACGGUUAACGGUGGCGCGCAACGGCACGGCGCUCGGAAAGCCCGUUGACAACGCGAAGAUAUCUCGCAUCAGGGCCGAGUCACCUCUGAUGAAAGUUACAUCGGACACAAAUGCACAAAGAGCCCGCGCCACUGUACCUGUCGACUUAGGGCGCAGGGAGGCCGUGCGCUCUUGGGUACCCAAGGAUGCGACGCGCGCUGCAUCCGGCGCGCAAUCCUCUUCUAUCAUCCCACACCAAACAGGACACAAUAAAGGAAAUGGAGUUUCUAAUCCCAAACCUGCCGAGAUAAGGGCAGGUGUGUCCAAAACCGGGGUGCUGAAAGGCAUGGCCCCACCACCACCAGCCCCGCUCAGAGCGAAAGGGACAUUAAAACUGGAAGAGAUUGUGGAACCAAAGCACCCACAGGUCACGGCGCAUGACUACAUGCUGUCCCUGUACUGGACACUGACCAGUGGAGAGGUCAAUACUAGUCUCCUGCACGAGGCUGGGGUGGCCAAUACCGUCACCAGCUUUGUUGACAGAGGACAAGAUGACCGUGUGACCCAGCUAAGACGUCAGAGAUACCUCUUCAACAUCAGCUCUAUGGAAAAGGAGGGUCUGUUGAACGCAGAGCUACGCAUCCUCAGAAAGAAACACAUGGACUCCCAUAAAGCCACAUUUAGUUUACCUCAGGGUUCGGUUAAUUUGAAAUUAUACACCUGUGCGACAGGUAAGCAGAAGUCCACUUUGAUCGAUUCUCAGCACAUCAAUCCACAAAGCGCACCUUUCUGGGAUGUGUUUGACAUUUGGAAAGUGUUCAAGAACUUUAGAAACACUCCUCAACUUUGCUUUGAGCUCGAGGCGGAAUAUAAAGGGCGGCCGCUCGACCUGACAUUACUCGGCCUGGGUCGCAUGAGCAGGCUUACGAAGGAGAAGGCCUUUUUCGUGACGUUUGGACGUACAAAAAAGCGAGAGCUCUUUUACAACGAGAUCAAAGCCCGUUCGGGUCACGACAACAAGACGGUCUACGAGUACCUGUUCACCCAGCGGCGGAUGCGUCGAGCGCCGCUGCCGCGCGUGAACAAAAAACCACCCAAGAACCCCAAACAGCGCUGUAACCGGAAGCAACUACACGUCAACUUCAAGGACAUGGGCUGGGACGACUGGAUCAUCGCUCCCCUGGAGUACGAGGCCUUCCACUGUGACGGCCUUUGUGAUUUUCCCAUCCGUUCCCAUUUGGAGCCCACCAAUCACGCCAUCAUCCAGACCCUCAUGAACUCCAUGGAUCCUCGGUCUACACCUCCGACCUGCUGCGUCCCGACCAGACUGAGUCCCAUCAGCAUUCUGUACAUCGACUCGGCCAAUAACGUAGUGUAUAAGCAGUACGAGGACAUGGUCGUGGAGAGCUGUGGCUGCAGGUAGCAGGUUUGCGGACAUUUACGAAGCAAACUUAGCUGUGAGGGACACGGAAGGUCUAUUAGAUUCCUCAUGGGCAUUUCAAGCUCUUGGGACUUCAGAAACAGAGAUUCACAGAGGGCAUUGAAGUAGCUUUAUUUGCCUGAUGAUCGGUUUCGUUUUGAAAUAUACCCUUUGAGCUUUCAUACAGCAUUUGAGUCUGGAUUCUUAUAGAAAAGAAACAAACACUGUUGCAUUUUUAUUUAGUUUACACAAACCUGUGUCGAUGCACCAAUGCAUCGUUCCCUUAAUACAUUCAGAUUUAGUUGAGGACUCUUUUACUAAUGGCAAGCACCAUGCAAAAGUUUGUAGCUGUUUUUUAUAUUUGUGGACAUUUGUUCAAUAUGUGCUGCACAGCUCAGGAUAUUCACUCAUGAAAAGUUCGGCACUACACGUUCUGCUGCUGCCCACAGCCGAUCAUCAUUGUCUUCCUGGGAAUACAAAGCAGUUAGUCACAUGACAUUUAUGGCUCGGGUGAUUGACUGGCCAUUGCCCACGACCCAAGAAAUGCCAUACAAGAGGGUUCUGCUGGUGAAAAUGCACCACUACACAACAUUAGAGAUGUCGAUUCGAUGUUUAAUGACUUUGCAGUGUUUUACAAAUAUUGGCUGCUUAACAGAAGCAUAUAUUUUUAAAAGUUUUCUAUUAGAUAUGUCGUUAUUGUCUUUAUUGAAAUAAACAAUGUUAAUAUUUCUGUUAAUAUGUUGUUCAAGGUUCAAGUAAAUCUGACGUGGUCUGUGAAAUCCAAGGUCUCAUAAUCUAAUGAUGAGAUUAUCCAGACAGCAGACGACUUCGGGGAUGCUGACUUCGACCCGGAGUUGUCUGCUGUCUGUCAAAGUCGAUUUCACUCAUUGAUUUCAACCUUUGACAUGACCUUACUCAGUCAAUAUUAAACAUAUCAAGAUUAUAUUUUCACAGAAUGUCCUUUACAUGAUUUUAUGUAGAAAACUGGGCAGGGUCACAAAUGUUAUUAUUCCUUGUUUUGUUAAGAAAAAAAUUGGCUAUUGGUUGCUUUUUCGAUGCUUUACCUAUAGGGAUUAUGGGUAGCGGGCAUCUGUAUUUUUUAUUGUAAUGUAAACCCUUUUGAAACGUUUAAAACCAAUUCAAAAGGGUGUAAAGAUCAACAAUUACAUUUGAACAUGACAUUUAAAAGAGUAAAUUUAAUUCAGCAACCAUAUCACAGAUAUUUUGAUGAUGUCUGCCACUGUCAACCAUAACUAGUUUGUAAAUAAAGAAAGUUUUAAACGAUUCUCUUAUUAAAAUAUAAUGUUGCCGAAUUUUCAUAUUAAACAAAAUGUCCUGGAAAAUGCGAUUGUUUUCAUUCCUAGUGGUGGGGACGAGACCGGCUAUGCAGAGUCCGAGUCAAGACCGGGUCUUUGAGGAAGCAAGUCUGAGUCGAAACAAAGACCAUACAAACAUGUCAGUUUUCAUAUUCAUGAUUUAAUAUCACCCCAGUUUAUAAU
Misgurnus anguillicaudatus (oriental weatherfish) is the source of this 3357-nucleotide messenger RNA. It is a transcript of the gene gdf5, whose product is annotated as growth differentiation factor 5. Gene Ontology annotation, molecular function: growth factor activity; cytokine activity. The record is from RefSeq and is a predicted model, not a curated record. NCBI's taxonomy places the organism in Eukaryota, Metazoa, Chordata, Actinopteri, Cypriniformes, Cobitidae. Gene Ontology annotation, cellular component: extracellular region.